Messenger RNA from [Candida] anglica, 1080 nucleotides. NCBI's taxonomy places the organism in Eukaryota, Fungi, Ascomycota, Pichiomycetes, Serinales, Debaryomycetaceae. The record is from the annotation of a GenBank genome assembly.
AUGUCAUCAAUGGAGGUAGAUCAAGAGGGUAGUUCAGCCCAACUAGGAUUCCGUCAGAUGGCUUUCCCUCCUGAUGUUUUGGCCAGAAUAGCGCCUGAUGUAUCACUUCAAAGACAUCUUGCCAUAGGUCUUAGACCAUCUCUUCGUGGAUUUAAUGAAUUUAAACCAGUAGAAAUCUCCGAAGGUGGUCUUAACGCCAGUGGACAGAAUACCGUGGCUGGACUGGCCAUUGUGAAAAGUGGAGAUACACGUGUAGUAUGUGGUAUUACCCUUGGUGUUGUGGAGGAAAAUACCGUUGAUCAACUCUUGGAGAAUGAGGCAACAAACCAAGAAACAGAUGGAAGCCUCUCCAAUUACACUUCUGUAUACCCAGUAGUUGAGAUUGCACGUGGACGUUCUGGAGCACCUACAGAUGAGGAAAUGAUCCUUUCACAAAAACUUUACGAAACUAUACUACACAAUCGUUUGGUCCACCAAGACGACCUUAAGAUCAUCGUUGGUACCCUGGUGGACGGAGAAGUGAUCUAUCCAGACAGCAGCUCCCCACUUCUUGACUCAGAUCUUGGUGAAUUAAUCUCAAAGCCAAAGAAAAACUGGUCGUACGUUUUAUAUGCCCACAUUAAAGUAUUCUCUCGUGCAGGCCCACUCUUUGACUUGUGCUACUCCGCCCUUGUGAACGCUUUACAAAACACACGUUUACCAAGAGCCUUUGUUGAUGACAAGGCUACUGACAUCAAGAUACCUGUACGUAGUCGUGGAAAUUUCGGUCACUUGAAGGAAUCAUACAACUUACUUCUUGACCAAACCAUUCUGGCCUCGUUGCCAGUCCAUGGACGUUUACUGUCUUCCAGUUUCGGUGUAGUAAGCUACGAAGCUGAAGAUUCAAACGAGCCGGUCUCCAUCUUACUUGCAGAUCUCGAAGGUGAGGCAGAGGAAUCUUGCGCAGAAUCCAAAAUAAACGUAAUUGCAUCAAAUGACGGUGAGCUUAGACAUGUCAGCAUUGUUGGUGGAGGUGCACUCAUUACCAAGCAAGUUUUGAAAGAUGCUCUUGAUAUUUCACGCAUGAGGGGAAGUAAUUAG